CACCAUCAUCAACAACUUACUAGUAUUUCGCAAUAGUUGUUGUGUUCUGGUUAGUUUAUCCUAAUUCAGUGUAUAGCAGUGAAUAUCAGAGCCAACAUACGCAAAAAUGUUGUCCAACCACUUCUUCUUUCUUCUCUAACAAUACAGUAAUAUCCCACACAUAUCGCUUUGAAGUGUUCAUUUUACUUUUUAUUUUUAUUUUGUGCAGGAUAUACACACAAUUUCAAUUGUGUUGUACCCACAGUUGUACUGUAGUGAUAGAUAAUAGAUAGAUAUGUGCGCACAACUUACAGAUAUAUAUUUAUGUACUUGUGGUAAAAUAAGUAAAAUCGAUUUGACCUGUGCAUGAAGAAAGGGGGAGACAUUUCUUGAGGAUUUUUUUUUCUUCAAAAUAUUUUUUGCCACAAGCAAUAAGAUCAAGAUGAGUAUUGGAAUCAAUUUAUUUCCCAAAGCCGUAUUUCUCGUCGUUCUUCUCUCCUAUUUGAAAGCCACGGAAGAGUUUAAGGCGACACACCCCCACAAUGAGGAGUCCGGCAGUGAUCAUCAGCAGCACAGCUCCAGCUUUAAGGCCAGAUUUAGGGAGAGGUUCCGAAGGCAGUCGGGCUCCCAAGCAGCGGUGUGAAGUGUAAUAUCCGGGGGGUGGCAUACGUGAAAAUAAAUAGAUAAGACUGAGGGUGUAAAAUUAUAGUCGAAUUAUGAUUUCAAGAAAAAAUAACAACGAACUAAUAAUCAACCAACCAUCUGGAUAUAUUUAAGUUAUACAACGUAUAGAAAUAAGAUUUGUUACAAAAUUAUGCCUACUUUUCCAUAUAAAAUGUAUGUUCCUAUUGAAAUGUCUAAAAUAGACUAAAAUUGUGCAAAUGCAAGAGAAAAUGAUUGUUAUAUUAAAUUUUUUAAGCAAAAAAUCAUAAAAUUGGAUUUAUUUCUUGAAAAUGGCAACACUUCAUAUUUUUUACACGCACGAACCGAGGGAGGAGAGGAGAGGAUGUAGUGCGAGGUCAUUCACCUCGCGCCUUCGUUACCAGGCGACAAAUUUUCCAGCCCAGUGCGAAUAAUCUACCCGUCAGAAGCAAAGUAGUAGUAAACAAAAAAUAUUUAAAAUUUUAUAAUUCUGUUAAUUAAUUCCAAAUUAGCUGUAGUUUUUCUCCAUUUUUCCAAAAUUUUCAGGUUUCAAACCCCAAAGGGCAGUAAAGUCGUGUUUUUUUAAGAAAAUGGAGUUUGGGUCACAUUUUGAGAGGUCCAUCCCUUCACAAGUAGUUGCACAGGAUCAUCAUGGUGUUAAUAUCUAUGGUGCGUUUGGAGACUAUCAGAGAUCUGGCCAAUUGCGACAAUAUGCAAUUGCUGAACGUGAAGAUAACAUUGCUAAUGCUAAGAAGAAACUUGAGAAUCAGGCGGAUGUGAUACCUAAAUUGAAGCAAAAUUGUGAAAAAUUGGUGCUCGAAAUAAAAGUGGAAGAGGCAUUAACUGCGACAGAAAUUGGAUUGAAAUUAAAGCAAGAACGUCAGGCAAAUCAAAUUGAGGCUAACUACGAGGAAUAUCUGGACGAGUUGGAACAAGUGAAAGCGAAUCACUGCAGAUUUGUACAAUAUGAGAACUCGAGGAAAUCUAAGCUUCAGAAUGUGGAACGGGAUUAUAUUGAACGAUGUAAGAAAAUCCCAGAGGUGUGUAGCCUGAUUAAUGCAACAAAUGAGCUGAAUAACUUGAAUAAUCGUUUGCAAACCGUGUGGAAAAAUUUGAAUGGAUUGCGACAAGAGGUACAACAAAUGAAAACCGAAUCUCACACGAACUGGAAAACUUUUCAGCAAGUAUGCAUUGAAGUGGCAAGGAACGAGAAGGCUAAAAGUUUGCAUAGACUUAACACUGAACAACUUGAAGCUAAGAAGAAGCAGUUGAAGACUCGGAAAGAACAACAAGAUGCAGAGAAACGUCUUAUGGAUCGUAAAAUACAGGAGGCUGGUGGUUACCCGUAUUCUCCAAUGCGAUACGACCCAUAUGCCCGCUAUGGAUAUCAAGUUGUGAACCGGUCGCCAUAUAUGGUGGGAGGGAUGAAGCAUUCGCCAAAUGCAACACAGUGGAAGCAGUAUGUAAAUAAAAUUAGCCUUCAACAGCAAAAUCGAGGAGGAUCUUUGGGGCGCUCAGAUCCGCUGACAACAAGGAGGUUCCCUGAAACAGUCUCCCCGAUGGCUCAACUACGAAAUUUGAUGUCACCAGGUUCAGAUUCACAGCAUUCACGUUUUGGUCCAUCGAGUCGUGUGGUAUAUCCAGCAACACCAAAUCCUACUGCACGUCAGUUUUCACAAGUUUCACUUCCUCCGACAACUCCAGCGUCGCUUGCACCGACAACUCCAGGGUCACUUGCACCGACAACUCCAGGGUCGCUUGCACUGUCAACUUUAGGGUCACUUCCUCCGGUGACCCCAGUAUCACUUCCUCCGGUGACCCCAGUAUCACUUCCUCCGGUGACCCCAGUAUCACUUCCUCCGGUGACCCCAGUAUCACUUCCUCCGGUGACCCCAGUAUCACUUCCUCCGAUAACCCCAGUAUCCCUUCCGCCCGAAACCCCAGAGUCAUUUUCAUCGACCCAAUUUUCACUAUCACUGGCAACUCAAAGACCACUUUCAUCAACCCCAUUUUCAUUACCACCGGCAAAUCCAGCUUCACUUCCGACGACUCGAGUGCCACUUCCUCCGAAAACCCCUGAGCCAAUUACUCCGGCAGCCCCAGUCUCACUUCCACCGGCAGCCCCAGUCUCACUUCCUCCGGCAGCCCCAGUCUCACUUCAUCCAACAGCCCCAGUCUCGCUUCCUCCGGCAGCCCCAGUCUCACUUCCUCCGAAAACCCCUGAGCCAAUUACUCCGGCAGCCCCAGUCUCACUUCCACCGGCAGCCCCAGUCUCACUUCCUCCAACAGCUCCAGUCUCACUUCCUCCAAUAUCCCCAGGCUCACUUCCUCCGGCAGCCCCAGUCUCACUUCCUCCGGCGACCCCGUUGUUUAAGAGUCCGUUUGUUCUACCUACUCAAUCCGAACCUUGUAAUAUACCAGACUCGCCAUUCUCGAUUGCAUCGCAGCCCCUCGGAUUAUCGGCACCCUCACCCAUGAAUUUCUCAAUGUUUGGUGAUCCACAGCAAACAGUCCCUUCCACCGAAGGAUUCGGGGGUGGAUUCAUGGGUUUUUUCGGAGGAGCUGGAGGUGGCGAAACAGGAAAUGCUGAAAGUUCUUCGUUCUUCUUUGACAUGGGAAAUAGUACUCAAGGAUCUGACGUUUCUUCGUUUUUUUAAUUUCAUACGAUAUAUAAUUUUCCAUAAGAAAAGUAGCCGCUUUCAUUCUCUUUUUCAUUAUUACCUUUUAUAACUUUUUGUACAUACGAUUUUCAUUUCACUUGCUACAUUUACUUUAUAUUCAGUAUAAGAAGUAAGUUACUUCUAAUUUGAAAUCUUCCUUUUUUUAAGAUUGAAAAGAAUAUUUACAUGAACUAUAUAAAAACCUUGUAAUUUCUAGUUAUAGUAAAAUGUAGAAGCAAAAAUAUAGUAAUUUGGUACUAUUUAGAUAACGGAAAGUGAUGUGCAUUUUUUCAUAAACAAAAUAUUUAAUUUAACUUCAGGGCCUAAACAACAUUGCAUUGAAGUUUGAAGGCCACAUUGACAUUAACCAUCAAAAUUAUUAGUAUUAAUUAUCAUCAGAAUCUAAAUUUGUUGUAAAUAUAAAACACAUCAAUCAUCAAUGGAAGAUCAUCAUCCCCAAAAAUGGUUUGGGUACACACCUCUCGUAAUCACGGGGACACUAAAUGAUAUUUAAUGAAUGAAAACGAAUUAACAAUUAUAUGUUUACUCUAAUCAAUUGGAGCUGCAGAUAUUUAUUCACGUAUGCAGUAUGAGGAGGACUGGUCAAUAAGUGAAGGUCGAAGGUUAAUGUGCCACCAACCAAAAACCUUGUGAAAUACAUAUUCAAUCUCAUUGCUCAAACGUCCUUUGGACAGCUGGAAGGCGUCGCCUCGCAGUCGAGGACAGGACGCGCAGUCUUCGAGUUUCUGGGCGUGCCUUACGCCCACCCGCCCGUCGGUUCUCUCCGCUUUAAG
This is a messenger RNA of Folsomia candida, 4075 nucleotides long. RefSeq names its product CREB-regulated transcription coactivator 1-like. The transcript has 8 exons. The record is from RefSeq and is a predicted model, not a curated record. Bases 1212 to 3278 code for a protein of 688 amino acids. Lineage: Eukaryota; Metazoa; Arthropoda; Collembola; Entomobryomorpha; Isotomidae.